This is a messenger RNA of Cyclocybe aegerita, 1419 nucleotides long. The record is from the annotation of a GenBank genome assembly. Lineage: Eukaryota; Fungi; Basidiomycota; Agaricomycetes; Agaricales; Hemipholiotaceae.
AUGAACCCCAGCUCUCAAUUCAACGAAGAGAAGAUCUCUUCUGGGUCCCUCAUCCCCACGAUCCCAGCAAACACUGGUCGAUAUGAGGUCAGAGUGAAAGUCGAGCGCUCCUACACGACUAUCCAACCCGGGAUGUUCUUGUCGCAUCUUCCCACUUACUUGCCACCAAAGUGGUGCGAGACCGUGCACCCUGAGGGGCAACGCUACUUUCAUCGCACCUCUGGUCUAUGCGUUGUCACAGAUUCGUGCCUCCAGGAAGCCAAAGUGGCUGAGCAAAUCCGCUUCUGGGCUGAGAAAGUCGAGCAGCUGGCGAAAGAACGUGAUUGCCAAAUCCCAGAGACAGCCGAGCUCUACCUGCAACUAUCUGGAGAGGACUGCAAUUACUACCUUGUGGAUCACGCAACGAGGACAAUUUUUUGGCUCGAACCGUGCGACACUGCCGAACUUGGUUUGCAUCCUACCAUUUCCGCGUCUCAUCUCCAGCUCGUCCUCGAAACACAAUACUGGUCGCAUGUCGAGAGCUUCUGCAUGCACCGGGCGUUGCCAGAGAAAGCGAUUAAUGACCUUAUCCUUAUUUUUACACACGGACUUGCUGAUACCCUCUCUUCUGCUCUCUCUACCUUCCCCUACGAAUCAAAGGAAUGCGAAAAGUACCUCAACCUGCUAAAAUCUUCCCGAGAUCAAAUCAGCGAGGGAUGUAUUAUUACCAUGGUAGCUCGUCUUUGGGGCGUCAUCACCUAUGCCCGCUAUGAAACCCACUAUGGCCAGGAACAAGCCCGUCUCUCUCGGGACACAUCAAUUCUCGUUGACGAAGUCUCCGAAGUCCAAUGGACUAAGCCCAUCCUGUCAUUUGUCACCCUCCGGACCUAUGAACCAUAUUUGAGACGAUUGGAUGGUCUCUACGUCGACCGCUUUGUCUAUGGGUGCGAUUGGGAUUCUUUCAUGGCUUCCUGCAUCAAAACUUGGCAACACAUUUUUGUCGCCUCUGUCGGCCUGCUUCUUCUGCAUGUUUUCUGCUUCUUCCUUCCUCUUUCCCCUUCUCUUGCUUGUGUCUCCAGUGGACUCUCGAGUCUCGCUCUCAUGACAUCCGUUCUCCUUAUAUACCGUCACGAAGAACUCGACAAGGCCGGCGCCGCUCCUGCCCACGAUUUCCUCCAAACCAUCUGCUCAACACGCUUCAAAUUCCAAGGAGUUGCCCUCACCUACGCCGCACCCAAAGCUUUCUUCCUCUGGAGCCUCGUCACAUUCUUCUCACAAUGGGCUAUCCUCCUCUGUCAACACCUAUCCUUCCACCACGCCGCGAUUUGCGUGGCCAUUGUCCUCGCCGUCCUCGUUUCUUUCCAAUACGCGACCUCCAGCGUCAAACUCACUCGCCCUGCCCUUUUCACAAAAACAAAGGACGAGGCUUCGAUGGUGUAG